Messenger RNA from Pseudopodoces humilis (Tibetan ground-tit), 866 nucleotides. RefSeq names its product myosin light chain 2 (gene MYL2). NCBI's taxonomy places the organism in Eukaryota, Metazoa, Chordata, Aves, Passeriformes, Paridae. The record is from RefSeq and is a predicted model, not a curated record. Gene Ontology annotation, molecular function: calcium ion binding.
UGACAACAACAAGCUGCUAUUCCAGAUUAGAGAGAGAGGGACAGAGAAAGGCACAGACAACAGGGUUGGGAGAGGCCAAAUUACCUAUUACAGCCAAAAGUGGGCAUGGGGCUAUUUUUAACGCCCAGGGGGGUGUAUUUAUUGUUCCAGCCAGGGGGAGUGAGGGAGUGCCUCUGGGACACCCCUCGCAGUGACAUCGGCGGCUGAGCGAAGCCAUGGCACCCAAGAAAGCCAAGAAGAGGGUUGAAGGUGCUAAUUCCAAUGUCUUCUCCAUGUUUGAGCAGGCCCAGAUCCAGGAAUUCAAAGAGGCAUUCACCAUCAUGGAUCAGAACCGGGACGGCUUCAUCGACAAGGCGGAUCUGAGAGACACCUUUGCUGCCCUCGGGCGCCUGAAUGUGAAGAACGAGGAGAUCGAUGAGAUGAUAAAGGAGGCACCCGGCCCCAUCAACUUCACCGUGUUCCUCACCAUGUUUGGGGAGAAGCUCAAGGGUGCCGACCCAGAGGAGACAAUCCUGAAUGCAUUCAAGGUGUUUGAUCCAGAGGGGAAAGGCCUGAAAUCUGCCUACAUCAAAGAAAUGCUGAUGACGCAGGGGGAGAGGUUUUCCCAGGAAGAGAUCGAUCAGAUGUUCGCUGCCUUCCCUCCGGACGUGUCUGGCAACCUGGAUUACAAGAACCUGGUCCAUGUCAUUACUCACGGUGAAGAGAAGGACUAGCCCAGGCUCAGGGCUGGGGCUGGCACUGCAAGAUCACCUCUCCCUAGGUCACACGGGGGUUCCCUUUCCUCUUCCCCUGGAGAGGCACUUGCCUGGGAAUUUGGCACGGGAAUGGCAUUCACAUUAAAUGGCCUUUUGGCAAGAGGAAAUCCA